Bombus huntii is the source of this 3262-nucleotide messenger RNA. RefSeq names its product U2 small nuclear ribonucleoprotein auxiliary factor 35 kDa subunit-related protein 1. Lineage: Eukaryota; Metazoa; Arthropoda; Insecta; Hymenoptera; Apidae. The coding region runs from base 1212 to 3128 and encodes 638 amino acids. The transcript is spliced from 5 exons. Gene Ontology annotation, cellular component: spliceosomal complex; U2AF complex. The record is from RefSeq and is a predicted model, not a curated record. Gene Ontology annotation, molecular function: metal ion binding; pre-mRNA 3'-splice site binding. Gene Ontology annotation, biological process: mRNA splicing, via spliceosome.
GCACUUAUGUAAAAGGCUCGAUUUGAUUAAACGAAAGCUUAAUGUAUCUCCUUUGUUAAUAUGUCUUUUUUGUAUUUCUCGUAGGUGUCAGGAAUAUAUGUACAAUAUGUAUUUUAAUUCAUAUCAAGAAUUCAUGAUACCAAAUGUCUACGGUAAAUAUUAACAAGAAUCGCAAAAUAGAAUGUAACAUAUAAUUGUACGAUCAACUUUUGAUACAGUAAGCUGGAGAGAGAGAAUUCCUUUUAUUAUGUUAUCGAACCUUUUAUUUAUCGACGGAUAGAAACAACUUCUUUUAUUUAAAAAUGAAACAAUCAAUCCGAGAUAUUACUUUCGAUACUAAUUCUGCUUGUUAAGUGAAAUUAUGCAAAUUAAACGAAGAUAUUUUUUUAUAUAUGUUCAGUAUAUUAAGCAUACCCCUAUAUAAUUUAUUCUUUUCUGAUUAUUUACAUGUAAAAUACUCAUUACGUACAUUCGUAAAAUUCCUUUUGUAUAUGGGUAUAACUUAAAUAAAACAUUUGAAGAAACGGAGUGUGUAAUUCACGAGCAUUCAUGUUCACAAAUAAAUUCCAUCUUUGAAUAAACAAACGUGACCAUGACAUUGAAAUAAAAAUCCCUAAGAGAAGUGAUUCCCUAUGUCAGUAAUAAAUUCCCUAUAUACCUAAUGUUUAUCUUAUAGUCGCAAUCAUAUAAACAAGUCUUGACACUUUAUACCGAAGUAUACGAAAAUUUGUUCGAAAAUUGAGUCGUGAGAAUUAAAUAUGGAAGACAAGGUUUUCGUUCUGCGCAUGUGUAACAUACUAUGAAUGUCUCAGAUAGAGACAGACAUAUUCUACUUGUCGGAGAUGGAAAAACAGCGGGAUUUCCCAUCCGGAAUGUUGGGAAAACCCCAAUACACUAGUCCAGACUUUUACUAUAGCCGCCCUUAAGUAAUAAAAAUAAGAAAUAGUCUUAAUGUUCCAAUCUGAUUUUAUGACGAUGAGUUUGGGCGCGAAGUGACACGGCAGGUCACUGGACAUAGCCACGGUCACCGGAAGGGACACGUAUCUGACAGUGAUAGGGAUAAUCCAGAUCAGAGCUUCUCGUUCUAAAUUCAACAUGGCGGCGCGUACAUGUUGUCUGCAUUUCUUCAUUGAAAAUGGUUGUCAAACGCAUGACAAAUACGUUUCACAACUCCCAAAAAUUUGUGAUACUGUAAUAUCACCGGAAGUAGCAUGAGUACAAUUUCUUGUGGAAAAUGCACAGUAAUGGAAGGAAGUCGUUUAACGAAAUAUAGUCACAAAGAGUGGCGCAAUAUAGCAAAAAGGGAACGUCGGAGACGUCUGCGUCGCAAAGCGGCCGCUCAGCGAGAAGCGACCGAGGAACAGCUGAGGGCAGCACUUGAAAAAAGUGCGGAAUAUUUAAAAUGGCUGGAACAGUGUGAAGUUGAGGACAGAGAAAAAGAAGCUCGGGAAAAAGAAGAACACGAUCAACGGGAAAAAUUAUGGUUAGAGGAAGAGGUGAAAGCCCAAGAAGAAUGGCAAAUUUUGCAGGAGAAAAAGCAAAAAGCUCGACAGUUACAAUUGGAGCAAGAGGCGAAAAUUCGCCAAGAAUUUGAAACGAAACAGGAGGUUAUUCGCAAAAAACAGGAAGAGGAGAAACGUAGGAGAGAAGAAGAAAUUAAAAGGCGGGAAGAGCUACUUAAAGAGAUCGACGAUUACAUCGAUAAUGGAAUCAAAACCCCGGAGGCUUUGCGUGAGGUUAUCGAUAGUCAACCUGGUAAAGAGCUUUGUCCGUUUUUCACAAAGACAGGUGCUUGCAGAUACGGUGACACUUGUUCGAGAAAUCAUCGCAGGGUAUGUUUAAGUAAAGUCAUAUUAGUACCUGGUUUUUAUACGCAUUUUUCUCUGGAGAAGAAUUCUGCGGAAUACGACACUGAUAUUGCCCUUGAAUUCGAAAGCUCGGAAACACGACAACAUUUCCGCGAAUUUUACAAAGAUGUAGUCCCGGAACUGGAAUCGUUUGGAAAAAUAAAAACCUUAAAAUAUUGUUGCAACACCGAAGUUCACUUGCGGGGCAACUUAUAUGUCGAAUAUUACACCGAAAGGGAAGCUGCUAGGGCUUUGAGGAGACUGAAAGGUCGAUGGUAUGCCGGCCGACAGCUUAAUUGCGAAUUUGUCAACCUAAGAUCAUGGAGGAGUGCUGUCUGUGGGAUGUCGAAAUGUCCCAAAGGAAGGGCAUGUAAUUUUUUACAUACUUUUAAAAAUCCACACGACGAAUAUGACAUCAAAAGCCCGCCGAGAUGGGUGAAACAAUUGUCUUCGUCUGCUCAGGAAGUUACGAGCAAUAAAAAAAUCGAACACAGAAAUAAAUCAAAAUGGGAAGAUGUUAGCGACGUGGAAGAUAAUAAAAAUUGGAGGUGGUCCGAAUCCCCCGAGCCCGAGAUAGGUCAUCGUUCGAGGAAUGUUGAAACUCGCCAUCAUUAUUUCGACGAAAGGGACUUUCGACAGAAAUCGACUCGCGACAAAGGAUACGAACAACUCGACAAGAAUAGAUCUAUCGAUCAUGAGUAUUCGCCGCCGGUCAAACGUCAUCGAACAAGAUCUAGAAAACACAUAGAUGAGAAGAUCAGAGAUGAUGAUGUUUCAAACGAUCGCGACUAUUCUAGAAGACGCUCAAAGAAAUACAAAAAAAGGACAGAAGAGGAUGAUGAUACGUCGCCGAGGCGUUCGCAUAAAAGACACUUGAAAAGCAGCGAUCGAAAUUAUCGUUCGAGAAGUCAUAAGUUUUCAGAUAAACAUUCUAAAAGAGACAAAGAGGAUGUCGAGAAAGAUAGAUACAGAUUGAAAAGUCAUAGUGAGUCGUGUGAAAUUUCUUGGGAAAGAAAAUCAAAGGGCACGUCCGGAAAGUCGAAUAUCGAAGAAAUAGUCGACGCGAUAAAUCUGCCUUGCGUAAAAUCUAAAUGGGAUAAAGAAAAUUCGGAACAAAUUGAUUCCGAAAGUAUGGGUUCUUCCGAUUCUGAGGUCUCUGGCGUUGUCGAAGACAAAGAUGUUGACAAAUCGGAAACAUUGUGGAAACUUCCUAAAAAAAUAUCCGACGACGAGUGGGCUACGACUGAUUCUGAAAACGAAAUAAAGAUCAAAGAGAAUUGACGUAAUAGACGUUGAAUUUGUGUAAAGUCUCAUCGUGACUUUGUUGAAAGCUAUAUAAGGAAACCAAAUAUAAUGUGAACAAUAUGUACUUUUUCAUACCAAAAUAUAUUUAAUAAUAAAACGUUACAUACUUA